CUUUUUGUUCCCGUCGAAGCCAUUUUAUUCAGUAACCUUCGGAUGUUAAUUGCGGAUGAUGAUGAGACAAGUUUCCGAGGUAAGUGCUUUCACAAAUAGGAUUGUUGCUCUGCUAAACACUUGUACUUCUCAAACUCAGCUGCACCAGAUUCAAGCCCAACUGGUCAUCCAUAAUCUCCAUUCAGACAGCACCAUUGCUUCCCACUUCAUCACUGCAUGCCAGUCCCAAGGUCUUCUCAGCUCCGCUUUUCUACUCCUCACCUUUCUUCCAAGACCAAAUGUUUUCAUCUGCAAUUCUCUCAUUAGAGCUUUCGCUCACUCUCACAUUCCUCGUAUCCCCCUUGCCAUAUACUUCCAUAUGCACAGGAAUUCUGUUCACCCUAAUAACUACACCUUCCCUUUCCUUUUCAAAUCUUUAUCUGACUUCCGUGAGUUUAAACAAGUUCAGUGCAUUUAUACUCACGUCUUGAAACUGGGUCAUCUUAAUGAUAUUUAUGUUCAAAACUCACUUCUCGAUGUAUACGCGUCUUGUGGCCGCAUGGACUUGUGCCGACAACUGUUUGAUGAAAUGCUUCAGAGGGAUGUUGUGUCGUGGACAGUAUUAAUUAUGGGCCAUCGAAAUGCUGGGAAGUACGAUGAUGCGUUGAUUGUCUUCGAACAGAUGCAAUAUGCGGGUGUACUGCCUAACAGAGUGACGAUGGUAAAUGCCUUAGCUGCCUGUGCAAAAUUUGGCGCUAUUGAAAUGGGUAUCUGGAUACAUAAUAAUCUAAAGAAGAAUGGGUGGGAACUUGAUGUUGUACUGGGGACUGCGUUAAUUGAGAUGUAUGCGAAGUGUGGAAGAGUAGAAGAAGGGAUGGAUGUUUUCAGAAUGAUGAAGGAAAAGAAUGUAUUUACUUGGAAUGCACUUAUUAAAGGGCUGGCUUCAGCUAAAGGAGGCGCAGAAGCAAUCUGGUGGUUUCACAGAAUGGAGGAGGAAGGAGUAAGAGCAGAUGAAGUGACUUUAGUCGCAGUCCUUUCUGCUUGUAGCCACUCAGGUCUGGUGGACAUGGGACAACAGAUUUUUAGUUAUUUGGUUGAUGGGAAGUAUGGAUUUUCACCUAAUGUCAAACACUAUGCGUGCAUGAUCGACCUCUUAGCACGUUCAGGGCGCGUAAAAGAGGCUUUUGAAUUCGCAAGACACAUACCUUUUGAGCCUACGAAAGCGAUAUGGGGAUCCUUAUUUGCCAGUUCCAAAUCUCAAGGGCAAUUGGAGCUCAGCGAAUUUGCAGCCAGAAAACUGGUAGAUUUGGAGCCACAUAAUUCUGCCUAUUAUAUUCAUCUGUCAAAUCUGUAUGCAGAGAUGGGAAGAUGGUGGGAUGUGGAAAGCGUUAGGGGAAUGAUGAAAGAUAGACAGUUAACCAAGGACCUGGGGAGUAGUUCUGUGCAGAUUGAACCUAAACAGGACGCCAAUGUUUAGUGCUGUAUCCUCAAAGCAUUUAGAUAAAUGCUUGCUAAGAUGGAAUACUUAUCACCCGAUUAAAGAAAUGUUAAAUGAGGACAUGCAUGGAGACUGAAAAACCGAAUUAGCUGGCCCUUUUUUGUUGAGGCCUGCUGUUUUGCUCUCUCUCUCUCUCUAUAUAUAUAUAUAUAUAUAUAUUUUCCCUUGAUUACUUGAUUUUUGAUGGUUAGUUUUGUAAAUUAACCUCAUCUGGCAUCCGCUCCAGAAACUUCAUUUUCUGCUGAAGUCAAUGACAAUAAUUACAGUGCAAACUGGAAGGUGAUUCCAAAGAACAGAGCAAUAUAAUUCUAUAACUUACUUGUGUAACAUCAAACGGAACAGGGAUUUGAAGCUAAGACUUCCAAUCGAAUAAAGUACGCAAAUCUUUAGCUGGACCUUUGAUCAAGCUGGUCUUGCAGAGUGAUAUCAGCUACCCAUGCAUUAACAUGGAAUCGUGAUUCAAACAGCUUCCUAGUCUGUGAGUUCAUCAAGUAUUGAACAGUGGACAGGUGAUGCAGAUCCACCAAGGCAUCCCAUACAUAGGUUUUUUUCCCAGCUCCCAAACAAGUUUAGAAGCCAGUGGAUCAUAAUGUUGGGACUCCACUUCCAGCCACACCCCUAUGAUCGCCAUCUUGAAUUCUCUGCUAAUCAGCUGGGUCCCUUUCUCAGCAUACUCGUGGACAAUAUAUUGCGUGAUUGCUCUUGAUUCUGCAUAUUGAAAUGCUUUUGUUAAAUAAUUUAAUUCUACAAAGGCUGUGUUGAUUAUCUCUUUGUAAGCUUGUUGGAGAUAUAGACAUACCAGAUAGUUGCAGGUCUCCCUCUUCAAAUGCCGGUACUUGACCGAGUGGCUGCAUCGACAUUUGACAGAAAGGUGAGUCAGUUGAAAUGAAAUUCAGCUGACAAGGGGAGCCCGGAAAGCCUUGUUAUGUUUUGUGGCAUGACUUACAUUAAGAGAAAUGAAUUCCUUUUUGUGCU
Molecule: messenger RNA, 2452 nt
Organism: Prosopis cineraria
Lineage: Eukaryota; Viridiplantae; Streptophyta; Magnoliopsida; Fabales; Fabaceae
Product: pentatricopeptide repeat-containing protein At5g56310-like
Exons: 3
Coding region: 56-1456 (466 amino acids)
Biological process (GO): RNA modification
Molecular function (GO): protein binding; RNA binding
Source: RefSeq, a predicted model, not a curated record